Chenopodium quinoa (quinoa) is the source of this 3889-nucleotide messenger RNA. Its product is annotated as AT-rich interactive domain-containing protein 4-like. The coding region runs from base 1014 to 3377 and encodes 787 amino acids. The record is from RefSeq and is a predicted model, not a curated record. The transcript has 15 exons. Gene Ontology annotation, molecular function: DNA binding. Lineage: Eukaryota; Viridiplantae; Streptophyta; Magnoliopsida; Caryophyllales; Amaranthaceae.
AAAGAAAUGAAGUUGCAUCACUUUGCUCGCUUGAUCCUUUCUUAAAACACGGUUAUCUUCCUAAUAACACAAAAUUAGCCAAAUUCAAAUAUCAUAAGGUUGAAGAAGCUUUAGCUACUCACUAAACCUUAAAACCAUGAAACAUUAAUACCACGUACAAUUAACAAGUCCAAACUACUUCUCCAAGUCAUCAAUCAAUUGCGUUGGGUUUGAUGCCAAAAAAAAAAAAGGAAAAAAAAAGAAAGAUCAGACGAAUCAAUGAAAUUCCAACAAAUUCUACUUCCACACCAACAACACUAGAUCUUAGAAAUUUAAUUAAUUUGGUCAAAAACUUUCAUAAAAAAAAAUCAAAUCAAAAAUACCCAAAAUUAAAAAAAAUAAAAAAAUUAAAGAUGCUACAUACAAUAAUACAACAACAAUCUAGAUUUCUAUCGAUUAAACUUUUUAAUCUAUCAAUCAAAAUCAAUUUCAAUUCUCAAGUGGGUUUUCUUAAUCGGGUUCGGGUAUCAAAAGCAACUCACAAAAAAUCGUAAUACUUCAAAAUCCCCCUUCUUCAAUUUACAAUUCAUUAUCCCUAAUCUCAAUUUUUUUUUUCUUUCUUUCUCUCUCCUCAAAUCUCCCAAUUUCUUCUCUUUCUUCAGCACCGCCGUGUUUUCCGCCGGCUUUUAAUCGCCGGCAACCGUUCUCCGGCUUUUAUUUUGUUGUAUUUUCGCUUCAAUUGGUUCUCUGAGUUGCGAUUUUUGCAAACCCUAGUUUUGCUUAAAUUGUGAAAUUCCCCAAUUUGAUCAGUUAUUUUGGGUUGGAUCAAGUUGGGAAUUUCUGGGUUUUGGUUUUUUUCAGCUGGGUAAUGGAGCAAUUGAGCGUUUUUGCGGGAAAUUUACGAAGGGUACGAUAUUAUUGGGGAAGAAGGGUUUUGUGAAGUUGCUGUAAUUUUGGUGAAAAAGAAGUUAAUUUCUUCUUUUUUUUUUUUUUUUUUUUUUUUCUGGGCUUAAUAAUUCUAUAAUAAUAAAAAUAUGAUGUUGCAUAAUAGUAGCAAUGGUAAUAUUCAAGGAAGUUUGAAGCAAAGUUGUAGUAUAUUAGCAGUUUUAUGUGAUAGUAGUAAACUUAAAGAGUGGGAAACUGAGGAUCGGCAGCGAUACCCUUUUCCUGAGCUUGAAUCUUUUAGCCGUUUAGAGGUUAGGACACUGAGAAAUCCGAGCUUGGAUGAGUUUGGGAGGACCCUUGAAUCGUCGAAGCCGAAUGUUGUAUAUUUACAGGGGCAGGUGUUGCCAAAUGAUGAAAUUGGGAGUUUAGUAUGGGAUGGUGUUGAUAUGUCUGAUGCUGAAGUGAUAUCUGAGGUGUUUAAUCAUGUGUUGCCUACCACGGUUUAUUUGGAGAUUCCUAAUGGUGAAAAAUUCGCAGAUGCUAUUCAUUCUAAGGGGGUCCCUUACGUCAUAUUUUGGCGGAAUGCAUUUUCUUGUUAUGCUGCUGCUCACUUUCGGCAUGCAUUCUUUUCAGUUGUACAGAGUACGCCCUGCCAUACCUGGGAUGCUUUCCAACUGGCUCAUGCAUCAUUUAGUCUUUAUUGCAUUCGGAACAAUGCAGUGGUUCCCCGGAACAGCCAAAUGGCUGGUUGUAAUCUGGGGGGGCCAUCUCUUCUUGGGGAGGCUCCCAUUGUUGAAGUUGCUUUGCCUGAGGCUGAUGAUGGUGAUGAAGAAGAUGGCUCUGGGAGUAAUCUUUCUGCUGUUAAAAUCCAUGACGAUGAAGUGAGUGUGAGAUUUUUGAUCUGUGGGGUGGCAUGCUCAUUGGAUGCAUAUUUGUUGGGAUGUUUGGAGGAUGGACUGAAUGCACUUUUGGGCAUAGAGAUGCGUGGGAGCAAGCUUCAGAACCGCUUCAGUGCCCCACCACCACCAUUGCAGGCAGGUACAUUUUCACGUGGUGUUGUGACGAUGAAAUGUGAUAUAUCUACCUGUAGUGCUGCCCAUAUAUCUGUCCUGGUGUCUGGUAGUGCACAAACGUGCUUUGAUGAUCAGCAAUUGGAAAAUCAUAUAAAGAAGGAGGCAAUUGAAAGAAGUCAGCUCAUACAGGCAGUGCCUUCUUCAGAAGAAAUUAAACUGCCUUCAUCUGAGCCUCGGACAUCUGACUCAAUUGCUUGUGGGGCAACAGUUUUUGAAGUCUGCUUGAAAGCACCAUCAUGGGCUUUGCAGGUAUUGCGGCAGCUGGCGCCGGAGACAUCUUACCAUAGCCUGGUAGCCCUUGGAAUUGCAAGCAUUCAAGGACUGGCUGUUGCUUCGUUUCAGAAAGAUGACGCUGAACGUCUUCUUUUUUUCUGCGCAAAUCAGGAGAAAGAUAGGCGCCCGCAUAAUGAUGAUCUCACUGCUCCACCUAGUUGGCUUAGACCACCUCCUCCAAGCAGAAAGAUUUCUGGAACUGGUCAAGGAUCAAGUCCUUGUUCACACGAUUGUUAUCUGUCUGAAAAUCAAGCUGCUACAACAAAAGCUGAGCAAGACGAUAAAGAAACUAGAUUUUAUAAUGGGACUUAUAAUCCAGCUUUUCCCAUCCGGCAGAAGAUAAAAGUAGCAGCUAUGAGGCCCAUUCCUCAAUCUAAUAUUCGGAAAAUGAUGCCUUUUACGGGUAUAGUGCAGGCAGAUAAUUAUGAUACUGGCCAAGUGAAGCUUAGUUUGCCAGCGCUUCCACCUACAAAACAUAGUGUCUUGACAUCAAAUCCUGCACCAAAUAGAAGGGCAACAAAUGCUUUUCAGGCCAAGCAGAUCAUAUCCUUAAAUCCAAUACCUUUGAAGAAACAUGGUUGCGGCAGACCACCUAUCCAGUUAUGCUCAGAGGACGAGUUCUUGAAAGAUGUAAUGCAAUUUCUUAUGCAUCGUGGACACAGUCGGCUUAUCCCUCAAGGUGGGCUAGCAGAGUUCCCUGAUGCCAUUCUCAACUCUAAACGUCUGGAUCUAUACAACCUGUAUCGAGAGGUUGUUUCAAGAGGAGGUUUUCAUGUUGGCAAUGGAAUCAACUGGAAAGGGCAAGUUUUUUCGAAGAUGCGAAACUACACUGCAACCAAUAAAAUGACCGGUGUUGGAAACACUCUUAAGCGACAUUAUGAAACAUACUUACUAGAGUACGAAUUGGCUCACGAUGAUGUAGAUGGAGAAUGCUGCUUGCUAUGCCAUAGUAGCGCAGCUGGUGAUUGGGUCAAUUGUGGUAUAUGUGGGGAGUGGGCUCACUUUGGUUGUGAUAGACGGCAAGGUCUUGGCGCUUUUAAGGAUUAUGCAAAAACAGAUGGAUUAGAGUACAUAUGUCCACAUUGCAGCGUCACAAAUUUCAGGAAGAAGUUGCACAAGCCCUCGAACGGGUUUUCAGAAAGUCUUGCGUAUUCAAGACACGUGUGAUACUCAUAUUUUCGAAUUUCUUUUCAUCCUUUCACCUAGGGUAGUACUUUUGCUCCCAUGGUUGAAAAAUUAUUUCGAUAUUCCUGGGGAAGGGUUAUCAAUUGAGGGAUUUCUGGUGAUAUUUGAAAAUGGACGAUACACCAGAGGAGGCAGGCAAUACACAGAAAGCGGAUGGAGAAACAGUGAGGCAAGGAGGAGGUGAAACACGAAAGCUUUAAUCUUAAUAUAACUUUUGUUUCGUUUUUUAGCAGUCCUUUUUUUCCUUAUCAAGGGAGGCGCCGUGAAUGAUGGCAGAGUUUAUCUACAGGAAUAGGAAAUAGAUCCCAGGAAAAAAGGUCUAGUGUAAAAUAAUUAGAGCAUAUGAUUUGUAUUUAGGUAGAUGUAGCAUUAUCAAUAUCAAAGCGAUGGAUCAUUCAAUUCUUAAUAGGAGUUGACAUUGUUGUUCCUCUGUCUAACAACAGUGUAAAGUGCCUUAUUGUUAUUUUUACCAUUUUUGUCUCUGCCUUGCUUCC